GUCCAGCAGAGGGUAGAGGUUAGGGAGGCCGGCAAGGGAGCGAUGGCCCCCGCAUUCUAGCAGGCAACUUGCCCUAAAAGGAGUCACGGCUCUGAGCACUGAUCUGCCCCGUCCGAAGGGAGCCGGCGGCUCACGGUGGAAGGAGGCCUUGGGGACACCUCACUGGUGCGCUUGCUUUGGGCCCAGUCAGAGGCCUAGACUUGAAUCCUCUCCUGCUACAGGAGGGCGUUCUUGGGUGGCUCUGUGACUUUACCAAGCCUCACUUUCCCCAUCUAUAAAAGGAGACUAUGCUGCUGCCUCCCAGGGUCCUUGUGAGGAUGACACCAAAAGAUGAUGCCAAGUGCUGCGUGAAAGCCUGUGGAUACCGGCGGAUCCCUGUUCCCUUGCCAGAGAAGAAUCCCCACUUCUGGCUUUGCAGGGGGCACGCCCAGUGGAUCCCACAUGCCACUGCUGCACACACUGUGGGUGCUGGAGAAGGGGAGAGGGUUACCAAGGACCUGCAGGGUACCUGACUCAGGGAAAAGACAAGUAUCUCCUCUCACACACCACUUCCUGGAGAAAGAUAAGUAUUUCUGUUUACCCACUACUUCCUUCCUCUAGCCCCACUGAUGUGCUCUCUUUUUAACUUCCCUCCCCCCACCUGCCACCCUCACCCCAGCCCCAGCCCUAGAUAGUACAGUGUUUUCAGCUUGGAAAUACCCCUGCCACCAAGAUGGUCUCUCCCUGCAGCCUGCUCUCACACAUCUGCACACGCACAGAGAUGCCCCUAUCUGUGGUCAUCAGCACCCACUCCUCAGACCCUUCCCUCCCAUCUAAAGCCAUUGGUUCCCCAGCCCUCUUGAGACCAACCGCCAGCCCACUGGGCACCAGGCAGGGUGAGGACCGUGGGAGCCCAGUGUGCUUAUAUACAUAAAUGAGCAAGCUCACGUUCUGAUUAGGUUUAGGUGAUUAGUUGCUGGUGGUGUUGGCUCCACCCCCCGGAAACUCGGAGGGAGGCUGCUUGAAGCCUAAGCAUAAGAGCCAGCCUGGCCUCCCUCUGCCUGGGGAACCGAAGGACAGCAGCUGGUGGCACAGAUUGUGGCUGGUGGACCGGAGACAAGAAGACCUAGAAGGGUAACAAGUCACCCCCCCCACCCAACACAGGAAGCAGUGGAUGGUAUCAGCAUAAGGGAUUCCCUGGUCAUGGUGGAGAAGCAGAGAUGUGCUGAUACAGUUCCAUCAGACAGUGGCCUCAGAUUCCCACUCAUUGCGUCGAUGAAGUGAUAAUCGCCAACCAGAGGUGUGACAUAAGCCUGGGUUCAUCUGGGCUGCCAUAACAAGGUCUGUGGAUCCAGAAUAGCACCUACAGCUGCUGGAAGGUCAUUCUAGGAGCUCAGCCCUGUGUCUUGGCAGCAACUGGAUUUGAAGAUGGCAGCAAGGGUAUUGUGGGGUAGCCUCGGCCUGCUCCGCCUGGUGUGGUGUCUCCUUCCGCAGACAGGCUACGUGCACCCAGAUGAAUUCUUCCAGUCCCCUGAGGUCAUGGCAGAGGACAUCCUGGGUGUAGAGGCCGCACGACCCUGGGAAUUUCUCCCCAGCAGCUCCUGUCGCACAGUGGUUUUCCCACUGCUGACCUCUGGCUCUGCCUUCUGGCUGCUCAGGCUCUGGGAAAAGUGGGGGCCAUGGCCUGGCCCUGUGAGUGGUUAUGUACUGUUGGUGGGGCCCCGACUCCUCCUCACUGCCCUCUCCUUUGCCCUGGACAUGGCUGUGUACCAUCUGGCCCCAUUGUGGGGAGCAGAUCGCUGGAACGCCCUGGUCCUGCUGUCUGGUUCCUAUGUCACCCUGGUCUUCUACACAAGGACCUUCUCCAAUGCCAUCGAGGGGCUGCUCUUUGCAUGGUUGCUGGUCCUAGUAUCCCACCGUCUUUUCUGGAGCCCCAGAACCAAGAAGGCUGCUCUGGGCCCACAGUGGCACAACUGGCUUCUCGGGGGCAUCGUGGCUGCUGGUUUCUUCAACCGGCCCACAUUUCUGGCCUUCGCUCUGGUCCCCCUCUUCCUCUGGGGAGUUUGUGGAGCCACGAAUCCUGGCAUCAAGUCACUGACCCAGGAAGCUCUGGUGCUUCUCCCAGGGGCGACCCUCACAGCAGCAGUGUUUGUGGCUGUGGACAGCUGGUAUUUCUCCAGUCCCUCCAGGCCCAGUUUCCUGGUCCUCACACCUGCCAACUUCUUGCGCUACAACCUGAAUCCUCAAAACCUGGCGAGGCAUGGCACACAUAUGCGGCUCACUCACCUGGCAGUCAAUGGCUUCCUGCUCUUUGGGGUGCUGCAUGCCCAGGCCCUGCAGGCUGCAUGGCAGCAGCUACAAGCCUGCCUCCAAGCCUUUGCACAAAUGGGCAUCCUGAAGGCACUGGGUGUCAGGGGCUUGCUGUCCAGCCCCAGGAUUCAACUCCUGCUCCUCUACUUUAUGCCACUGGCCCUACUGUCUGCCUUUAGCCACCAGGAAGCUAGGUUCCUCAUCCCCCUUUUAGUUCCUCUGGUCCUGCUUUGCAGUCUACAGACCCAGUGUGUGCCCUGCAAGGGUAUGCUUGUCCUUUUCAAUACCCUAGGUGCCCUUUUCUUUGGCUGCCUGCACCAGGGCGGCCUAGUGCCUGGCCUGGAGCACCUGAAGCAUGUAGUUCAUACACCUGGGCUUCCAAGCAUCCCUACCCACUACACACUCCUCUUCACCCAUACCUACAUGCCACCUCGGCACCUCCUAUACCUCCAUGGCCUGGGAUCGCCCGUGGAAGUGGUGGACUUGGGUGGGACGGAGGACCAGGUCCUGUGCCAAGCCCUGAACAACUUCACCAGUCAACCAGCUUGCCAGGUGGCUGGUGGGCCAUGGCUUUGCCGUCUCUUUGUGGUGACCCCUGGCACCACCAGGCCUGCCAUGGAGAAGUGCAGCUUCCCCCUCAAAAAUGAGACACUCAUGUUUCCCCACUUGACCAUGGAGGACCCACCUGCCCUGUCCUCUCUGCUGAGUGGGGCUUGGAGGGACCAUCUCAGCCUUCACAUCCUGGAGCUGGGAGAGAAGCCUGCCAAUGUGACCAAAAAGGCACCACCCAACUCUCAGCCACAGGCGAAGGCAUCACUCUAGCUGAAGGGAUAGGAAGAGCAGACUCCAUGCAGGAAUGGGAUGUGCACAGCCUUUAGCUGCUCUGUCCUUCUGGAUGAGCUGCCACUCUUUCCCCUCAAAGACCAAAGAUCAGACAAGUCACUCAAGGUCCCCAAAGAAUCUCUAUCUGUCUCUGCCCUAUUUCUUCUAGCCACUGUGAUGUUUUAAAUAUAUAGUAGCACCUGGUGGUGAAGAGAACUUCUGCUGGUGACAUACCUGAGUGACCUCUCCCAACCCAAGAAUGCCUUACCUCUUUGCUGUCAUGACAACCCUUUAGCAUCCUAGAUACUGAUAAGCUGUGGAGUACGCAGAUAACUCAGGUUCACAGAAGUGAAUCCUAGUCCCUUGCUGAACUCACUGGCUGUGUGAUCUUAAGGAAGUCCCUUACCCUUACUGAUACAGAUCAGUUUUCCAGUCUGUAUAUGGAUCAGAGGGUCGCGGAGGUAUCUACCAGUUAGCGCAAUCAUUCCUGGGUCUGCAGCACGUCCCCCGGGGAGCAAGGCAUGUUUUUCCCAAAGCCUUUUUAAGCACAGAAGUGGGUAUGGUGGUGUAUUUAAUGGCAUUUUGGUGCCUGUUGUAUUCUUUUAUUUGCUGUUCUAUUAUUACCAAAACAAGUCACUCUGGAACUUUUCUCUGUACUCUCUUCAACUCCUCUCCCUGAGAAGUGGCCAUUUCUGCAGCUCACCCUUUAAGGAUCAUUCUCCAGGUUAGAGAGCCCAGAUGUUCUCCCCCUUCUGCCAGUGGGAAUGGAGAACACACAAUGCUAGUCAGUAUCUGGUGGCACUUGAGGACAACCUGGUACUAUCAGAGACUUUUCUUCAGUGUGAGCCGGUCACUCUCCAAGCACCAAAUUCCUGUCUGAAACCUGUGAAACAGGAUGGAAAGCAAACCCCAUGCCAAACCAACGGCUCUGGGUAAAGUUCCCACCCCUAUGUCCCCUGGGAUGUUAAUCCCCACAACACAGGGUACCCUCUACCCAGGCCUCCAUUGUGGGAAGCGGUGGCACCAGCCCAUUGCUCAUUCUUCCUUUCACAUCGCUACCAUCGCAAAUGAGAACAAGGGGCACCCAUGCCACAAGGGAGAGUGAACCGGAGGCCAGCACAGAGCAGGCAAACAAACCUAUACAAAUGAUCAAGUCUGAGUGCUUCUCUAGUCCUGUCUUCUGUGGCUAAAACCUUGGGUCAUCUUAAAAC
This is a messenger RNA of Talpa occidentalis (Iberian mole), 4322 nucleotides long. RefSeq names its product phosphatidylinositol glycan anchor biosynthesis class Z (gene PIGZ). Bases 1408 to 3111 code for a protein of 567 amino acids. Gene Ontology annotation, cellular component: endoplasmic reticulum membrane. Gene Ontology annotation, biological process: GPI anchor biosynthetic process. NCBI's taxonomy places the organism in Eukaryota, Metazoa, Chordata, Mammalia, Eulipotyphla, Talpidae. Gene Ontology annotation, molecular function: alpha-1,2-mannosyltransferase activity. The transcript has 6 exons. The record is from RefSeq and is a predicted model, not a curated record.